CGGACUCUCACACAGACGGGAGAGAGCGAGCGGUCCGUGUGAAGUGAAGAUAAACAGCGAGAAAUCUCUCUGAAACAGAGCGCAAUGACUCGCUUGUGCGUCUGUGAUAUGUGCAACUGCGGCCGUCAUCGCUGCACACACCAGUCCAGUACACUGUACAGUAAAGGAGGUAAGAGUAACCCAUUGUCUGAGUACACAGAGAAAUACCCGGCCUAUAAAGGUCACACUCGUCCAAAAAGCCUCAAGCCCCAACAGGAGUACAAAGCUCACCAGAGCACAAUGGAGGGAACAACCACCUUCAGGAUGGACUAUAUCCCGUACGUGGUGCCUCGUCGCCCUGAAAGACAGCAGGUGGAGUACAAGCCUAAACCUGGACAGAUUGACUUAGGGACCACCUAUAAACAAGACUUCAAUCAAUACGAAGUGCAGCCAUUCGUUCCCUUUCGCCCUAAAGAAAGAACACAUAUCAUGAAUGCAAAACUGGACACGGUGCCCACCUACAAAGAGGAUUUUCGUCAGUGGGAAAUCAGCAAGCGUGAAUUAACUAAACCUGAUAUGACCUAUCACCCUCCUGCUGCCAAAUUUGGAAAUUCCACAACAUUCCAGGAUGAUUUUGUCCAAAAAGGUCUUGUGCCACGUGAGAGCUACAAGCCUCCCAACGUAGCCAAGUUCUCAGACGUUCCAUUCGAAAACCUAACCAGCAACAAGCUCUCAUAUGUACCACACGCUCUGGAAGCCCGUUACGUAAAAGCGCCUGAAGAAUAUAAACCCAACAGCAAUCCAUUCCAAGACCUCACCACACACCGACAAGACUACCAAGGCCUGCCUGGUCAACUGUCCAAAAGCUGCAAGCCUGAGGUCCUCAAGGUGGCUUCUAACAAGCCCUUCCAGAGCAGCACGGAAUUCCGGGAUCGCUUCCAGCAGUGGCCAGUCUCCCUUCCGGAAUUCCACAAGUCGGUGGAGUACACGAGUCCCACAGAGCAUAUGGACCUGACCACCACCUCACACACAGAUUACAUCAAGCACCAGGUCCAUCCCUUCGUAUCCGCCAAACCCUUCUCAAUCCCGAAAAAGUCCUCCCGGCCCUUUCAGGGUAACACCACAAUGAGGGAUGACUUUCAGCCGUGGGCGGCGCAACGUCAAAGCCUGAUCCGGAAGCAAGAGGAAAUCCGGCGAUCCAGUGAGAAGAUGGAAGAUCUCACCACCUUCAAAGCCCAUUUCAUCCAUCACCAACCCCAGCCCAGUCAAAGCUUCAAGCCCCAUAAUGCACCAAUGCGGUCCGACGCUCCGCUAGAGAACGACACCAUGUACCGCACAGAGUUCACACCCAAGAAAAUCAGCAUUUGUCCAGCCAGUUUCGAGUCUCCACCGGGGUUUGUUUUCGACACGUACGACGAUCGAGGUCACCGGUUCUUCCGCAAAUUGACAUCCACUGAUACGAUUGAGACUCCUAAGGAUAUGGCCUUGAUUGCUUAACUCAUCAUGUGGUUAUAUAAAAGAUGACUCAGCAUACAAUAUGAUGUCGUGAAUUGUUUCAAUGGGUCAUCUACCUUUUAAAAAUGAAUAAUUAUGAACUUUGUUGUUGUUUACUCGCCUUCAUGUCGUUUGAUCCCCCAAUGUCUUUCUUUGUUCUUCAGAACCCAAACACAAAUUAUUUAAAAAAUGUUGUUUGGGGUUUUCUGGUUACUAUGGUAUAGGGGAAGGUGACCACCUUUAUAAACUUCAAUUUAAUGUCUUCAGGACACUUAGGUAGGGUGGCCAUUCGUGCCAGUUCCGCCGGACACAUCCCGAACAUGUUUUCGGGUGCGUUCUCUGGAAGUCGCGUUGGUUGACCGAAGAACGUUAUCAAGGUUUAAUAUUUCGGGUUCAAUUUCAGAAAAGCAACCGUUACAUUUCAAGGUAAGAAUGAAACUACAAUGAUUGUAUGUCUUAAAAUAAAUAAAUCUUAAUUUUUUAAUGUAUUUUAAAUGAAAUGUGAGAACCUCAAUGACGUAUGCGGUCGAGCAACGCGACUUGAACCGAAAACAUGUUCGGGAUGUGUCUGGCAGAACUAGCACGAAUGGCCACCAUACACUUAGGAGUGGUUUCCCGGACAGGGAU
Paramisgurnus dabryanus is the source of this 2100-nucleotide messenger RNA. Lineage: Eukaryota; Metazoa; Chordata; Actinopteri; Cypriniformes; Cobitidae. The record is from RefSeq and is a predicted model, not a curated record.